AUGAUUUCUUCAAAAACAUCACGGCAUCUUUACACAGCAUCUCUCUUUUUUCUCAUCUUCCUAACUGCUUUAUGCCUGGCAAUUUCAGCAGCAGACGUGAUCAUUCAGGCCCUGACAGAUCGUACAGAAAGUGACAAAUUCGACUAUCGAAAUCUCGUUGUAGUUGGGGGCGGCUAUGUCUUACUUACUGUUCUUUCUCUACUAUUUUCUUGUAGUCGAGUGUUUACAGUAAGGAGCUCACUGCAAGAUAUCCCCAAGCUAUAUAUACCAAUUAAAGAGGAUGAUCUACCAAAGAGAGUGUUUAGUCAUAUCCAAGGCCAAUUUACUAAUGUAAAAGAGGUCAGAAAGGAAUGCAAACCUCUUUCUUCGGAUAUAAAGCUAGUAGGACGUGCUUUACCAGGAGAACCUUUGUUUGAUGGCGUCGACUUUAAGAGAGCCAUUGCCAGAACCCCUACCAUCAUCGAGUAUGCCCGACCUCUUUAUGUACCCGUUCGACAGUAUAUGGAGUUUCUUAUGCACCACAAUCUUGUGGACUCUCAGCUAGGUUGUGUGUAUUUGGAAGGAUAUGAACGAGCUAGAUUUAGUCGAGAUCAGGUUAGCCAGGCUGAAUACCUUGAUAUCAUGAAACAUCUUGCCGUUAUGUUGCACCAUAUGGGAUUUUACUUUAACCUCAGGGAACACUCAGAGACAUAUGAGUCUGAGGACCCAAAUGAUGAUGCCUCUGGUCAUGAAUCAUUUGAAGCGUCUAAUUCAACCGCUUCCCCGGGAUCGUAUCAACGCCGCAAUCUUAGCAUUAGGACUACAGGAACACAAAAUCCUUCCAAGGCUCGUUCUAUAGAUCAAGGAGGUCCACUCGAGGAUGAUGUUGUUUCACUCGCUCAAUCUGUUGCAACAUGGACAUCUCGCUCUACCUCAACCGUAAAUCAAAGGAACACACAAUCUAUUACUAGAGCAUCCUUAACCAGACCAGUCCCAGAUAGAACUUACACAGAUGACGAUAAAAGGAUAACGGUUUAUGAGCGCCUUAUGAUGGAUCGUAUAGGCAUGCGUCUAUAA
Messenger RNA from Phycomyces blakesleeanus NRRL 1555(-), 1056 nucleotides. RefSeq lists its product as hypothetical. The transcript has 5 exons. Bases 1 to 1056 code for a protein of 351 amino acids. The record is from RefSeq and is a predicted model, not a curated record. Lineage: Eukaryota; Fungi; Mucoromycota; Mucoromycetes; Mucorales; Phycomycetaceae.